AGGGGGGCUGCGGGUCCAACAUGGGAACCGGGGUGUGCUCUCGGAGGCAGCGGAGGAUCUUCCAGUGUCUCCUGCUGGUCACCGUGGUCUGCGGGAUGAUGUACGGCGGGAUGAUAUCGUACGAGAUGCACACGCAGCUCAGGAGGACCGAGGUCAUGGCCCUCAAGUACCAGCAGCACCAGGAGUCGCUCUCGGCUCAGCUCCAAGUGGUGUACGAGCAUCGCUCCAGGUUGGAGAAGUCUCUUCAGAAGGAGAGGUUGGAGCACAAAAAGGCCAAAGAAGAUUCUCUGGUUUCUAAACUCGAUGCACAGCAGUCACUGAACAAGGAGAAGCAAGACUCCGGCAGCAGAUUUGGUUCUCUACAAGUGCAACAUCAGAUGUUGAAGAACCAGCACGAGGACAUGAAGAAGCAGUUUUACGAUCUGCAGGAGGAGCACCAGGUCCAAGGCGAGGACCACAGCCGGCUGCUCGAUGAGCACAAAGACCACUACGAGAAAGUGCAGCAGGUCAAAGAGUCGGAAAUCUCCCACCUCAAAGAUAAUGUAUAUAACCUGAGAGAGGAGAAUAAACAUCUGCGGAAAGCCCACCAUGACAUUCACACACAGCUACAGGAUGCACAGGUUCAGCAUCAGAACCUGAAGACGUCCCACGACAAUCUCGCACUGACACUGGAAGACCACAAGAGUGCGCUGUCUGCAGCUCAGGCGCAGGUGCAUGGAUACAAGCAGCUGAGGGAGUCCCUGAACAGGGCGCCAAAUCCCAGACAGCCAAAACAAAAGCCUGCAUCCCAGCAGGCGCAAGCAGCUGCCAUCGCACCCGAGUUUCAUAUUCAGGAAGACCAACAGGCCACAAUACUGGACCAGCCACAGAAAGAGGAGCAUGCCCACGAGGACACUGAGUCCAGGUUGGACCAUCAAGAAGAGGAGCUGCACGCUCGGUCCGAGGUCAAGUCCCACCCUACCGUAUCCCAGCACACGUUGUCGGACAAAGAGGAGGAUGGAGAGGGAGAAGCUGAGAGGAGGAGGGAGCUGGCAGAGGAGGAGAUGGCUCAAGCCGGACAGCCCCAGAAGCUGGAUGAGGAUCCGGAGCAACCACAGGAUGAGCAGCUGGACGAAGAGGAGGAGCCAGAACAGGAACAGCCGGACGAGAACGCCCUGGACCGACAGAGACGCCAUCCACAACCGGGCCUCCAUCCGGAGCAGCAGGAGGCGCACGCCCAGGUGGAGCGCGUGAAGUCGGCCUACGAGCAGCAGCGGCUGGAGGCUCAAAGGGCCGGGGAGCGCAAGCAGAUGCAGAUGCGACAGGAGGCCAUGAAGGUCGCGAGAGACAAGGUGCUGAAGGAGAGGGAGCAGAGGCUGAAGCAAGAACAGGAGAGAGAGCACCUGCAGCACAAGGAGGCCGACAAGCGGGAGCUGCUGCUGCGAGAGGAGCACCAAAGGAAACAAAGCGAUUAUGAGAAAAUGGACAAUGAUAUUGUUCAAGGAGAAGAGGAACGUCACGCUGACAAUGAAGAAGACGCUCACAUGAUACACGACGAGGAGGAGGAAGAGGAGGAGGAGAAUCGAGAGGCGGAUCACAGAGUGCCGCCACAUAAGCAGGGUGGUGAGCUGGACCCUGAGGACGACCCCAACAACCAGGGGGAGGACGAGUUCGAGGAGGCUGAGGACGAGCGGCCGGACCACAGGGUUGCACAAGAGGACGGGGAGGUGGUCGUGGAGGAGGAGGAGGAGGAGGAGGAGGAGGAAGAGCCGGUAGUGCCAGCCAAGCACAAAGACAAACGCUCAGGCCCCAAACAACCUGCUGUGGAGGAGGAGCUGGUGAUGGCUGGAAACCCCGAUCAACAGGAAGACACGCUGGAUGACCAGUACCAGGAGGGAGUAGAGGACGAUGCGCAGGAGGACAUAGCUGGUGGACGGAAGCGAGAAGAGGAGGAGGUGGAGGAGGAGGAUGGAGAGGAUCCGUAUAACGAGGAGAACAUAGAACAGGAUGCAGUAAAAACCCAGGAGGGACCAAGGCAGGAGGGGCAUCACAGAAAAGAGGCGGAGAAUAACGAGGAAGAGAAUUACGAAGAGGAAGACGAGGAAGUGGAGAAGGACGCGGCUGGUCGAGACAAGGGAACCAAUCGGAGGGCAGAGAUGUGAGACGGACGCAGACUUUGACCAGUUGCGGUGCCUUCUCGGCUGCCCUUACAGCUCUUUCUUUCCCUUAUUUCCCAAAGGAAUAAAACCAGCCAUCCAUUCAGAAUUCCAAUUAGGCAAAUUGGAAUAUUACGCCUGGAAGGCGGAAUGCCAUUGCAAACUCUGUGUGGGGAUGGAACUGAGCAUCUUUCACUGUGGAAAUGGACAGAACUUGCCAGGCGGGAAAUUGGCUGCAUACUGUGUAUUUAAAAAAUAAAUGUAUUCACUUGCUUUUCUGUCUGCAUGUUUGCCUGCCUGGUUCUGUUUUUUUUUAAGAGCAGACAGGGAGAGAAUGUAUUUACCAUGUUCUGUCUUUUGAGUAUGUGUAAAGAAAGCAAAGAUAAAUUAUGUUAUUCUGAUCUCUUCAGGUUCAGGCCUUUAUAUGUAUGUUUUAUGCAAACGGCUGUAUACUUUAGAGUUUAAAUUGUUAUCUUACAUUCCAAUCGAUCAAGUCGUUUUCUGUUAUUUAUUGUUGAUUGUAACAAUUCUGACAAUCGUUGAGAAAAAAGAAAAAAAAACUUUUGUAUUUGUAUUUCCACCGACUGAACUAGUUUGUUUCAUGAUAGCUUUAACAGACUACCUGAAGCAGAUACACAGGAGGUUUUUCACUGGAUGCUGCCGGUCAAAAAGACAUUUCUGGUGCACUGAAAGUGUCACACUGACAUGUGCCUUUCCAUUCUUGGAAACCCACUGUUAAGUCUUGGUAAUUUCACAUCUGAAAAAAGUAAAAAAUUUCAAUAGGACAGGAGAAAUCAAGGUGUGCAAGUUAGUGCCGAGCUUGCAUAAUUGCAUCAGCAUAGCCAUGAACAGAUGGCUAUUUCAUGUCGACUGCUGUUGUGAAUUCAAUUCACAAACCUACUGCAAUUUCCUGCAACAUCUUUAUUCUACUGUACAAUGUAUUGUAACACAAAUGUUGACGAUUUGUACAUUUUUCCACCAGCUAUAUUUGAUACAAGUGGGAUUUUGAUUGUACAAUUUAUGCCACCUGACUGUUGUGCAGAAUAAAGAUGUCGAAGGAU
Pseudoliparis swirei is the source of this 3196-nucleotide messenger RNA. RefSeq names its product golgi integral membrane protein 4a (gene golim4a). The record is from RefSeq and is a predicted model, not a curated record. The transcript has 16 exons. NCBI's taxonomy places the organism in Eukaryota, Metazoa, Chordata, Actinopteri, Perciformes, Liparidae. Gene Ontology annotation, cellular component: Golgi apparatus; Golgi membrane. The coding region runs from base 21 to 2141 and encodes 706 amino acids.